This is a messenger RNA of Drosophila yakuba, 269 nucleotides long. RefSeq lists its product as uncharacterized. Bases 38 to 235 code for a protein of 65 amino acids. The record is from RefSeq and is a predicted model, not a curated record. NCBI's taxonomy places the organism in Eukaryota, Metazoa, Arthropoda, Insecta, Diptera, Drosophilidae. The transcript has 2 exons.
CGAACUCCCUGAAUAGAGCUCAGUUUGCCGUUCAACUAUGUCAGGGCUGAAUUUACUGUUCAUUGCCCUGCUCAGCCUGAUGAUGUCAGUGGCCUGGACUUUCCCCAGUCAGUCCUUAAAUGUGGCGAACACGUCGUCAACGAGAAAGCAGAUCAUCAAAGAUUUUGUGGCUAAAGUUCAGGAAUUGAUAAAGAUAUUAAUGCACGAUUUGUUGAAACUUCCGGUUACGAGAUAAGAUUAAUGUAAAUAAAAGUGUAUUGUUUUCUAAA